CGUGUCUCAGAAGCAAGGCUGCUGGUGCAGCUGGAGCAACGCUCUCUCUGGAGCAGAGUCUUCACCCUUGACUGGAAGGAGUGAAACACGCUGUGCUGCCCUAAAUCACCAUGGCACCAUCACAGCAGAAUUUAAAAAGCCUAGUGAAGGAAGGAGCUGUGGGCUUUCUGCUGGGAACCGUGGGAGGAUGUGCACUGGGAGCCACAAUGUCACCAGUGAACAAGGCCAUGACGGAGAUCAUUUCAGGGUCACUACUGAAACCAGUGACUGAAGGUGUGAGGACUGUGGGACCACUGGGCCUGGGGACUCUAUUGGGAGCAACUGCCCUCACCACAGCGAUGACAGCAGCUGUAGCAGGAGUGACUGUGGCUGCCUUGGUGGCGUUGCUGCUUUUGAGGUUGAAGAGGCGCAGGGUUGGUGUGGCAGCUCUAGAUGGAUUUGUAUGGAUUGUGGUCGGGCUGGCGGCAGCCCUGAGCACCACGUCCUGUGGAGCAGUGCUUGGGAUCAUUGUAGAGACACUAACCUUUAGGUCUGGAGUUGUAGCACUGCUCUGGGCUCUGGGAAUCUUCACUGUGGUGAAAACGUUCGUUCACGUCAUUGUGCAACUCACGUGCAAUGAGGUGGAGUGCUGUGGCGUCCUGCAGUUCGCUGACGAAGCCAAGGAACAAGAGCAGACAAGGCUGCAGGCUCUGGAGGCUGAGCAGCGAGACCGGGUGACGGUGGAGAUUGAACAAAAGAUACUUGCUUUUGAAAGAGCGAAAAGGUUUGAAGAACAAGAUGGGCUGGACAACAGAAUGGCUUGGAAGACCCGACAGCAGGAGAGAGAGGAAAUGACGAAGCUGCAGCGGGAAGCAUUAGAGCUAGCAGUGCUGCAGAGGACUAUACAGGAGCGUCUGACCAAAGUCUUGUCCAAAUAUGUGGAAUUCCUGGCUUUCUCUGGUAUUCCGAUGACGGUGACUGCAGCUGUGACUGCUGGCUUUGGAAUCUUUGGGUUUGGAGACUACAGAUUCGUUUUUAUCAUUCUUUUAGCUCUAGUGCUUAGCAUGGCCUUCAUGCUAAUGAGGUCAGUGCAUUUGAACUUCUGGAUGUUCUGCGGCUGCGUAGGUAUGUUUGCAACGUUUGCCAUUGCUAUACUUACCGUGCAUGCAGGACAGGAGGCGGUGGAGAUGUCUAUAAAAAUUAGAAAAACAGGACAAGUGCUGACCAAGGACAACAUUACAGCUUGGAUGGACCACAGAGCUUCAGUAGAGGCUGUAGCGGCAGGAUUCUUUGUCUCAAAAAUGUGUCAGGUUGGCUUAGGGGCCUCUGUUGGAGGUGCUCUAGAGCCAAAGGUUUUGGAUAAAGUCUUAGUGGGAUCAUCUGUAGCGACAGUGGCUAUUAUUUCAAUGACUGAGACUUCGUCAGUACUUUUAGGGGUUGGUGGGGUGACAGGGUCAUUGCUAGGGGCUCUAGGGGCAGCUGGAGUUUCUCUAGGAGCAGCUGCAGUUGUGGCCGUUCGGUGGUCCUCAUGGGUAGGAACUAUAUGCACCACAGCUGGAAUGCUAUUCGGAGCUUUAGCCAUUGGACAGUGGGACAUUGUUAACACUGGACUGCAGGUGCUUGUUGCCUACAUGUUUUCAAAGAUAAGUCCCUAUUGACUCAGUCUGGUGGUGUGAAUGUCUCAACAUUGUCUCAGGGGUGUCUCAGCGGUUAGGUCACUGGAUAAUUGAUAACAGGGUUGUAGGUUUAAAAACCUGUGUCUGAUAAGCUGCCAAUAUUGGGCCCUUAAGCAAGGACCUUAAACUCCAACACUAGGCAUGUGUGUGUGUGUGUGUGUGACCAAUGCAAAACACUUAUCUCCAUUUUUGUCGAUUUUUAGUUUACUACAUAAUUUGAACAGACAAACAAAAAAAAUGACCUGAAAUAAACUCUUUUUACAUUGACUUCCAAUGAAAGUUUACAAGGUUUUUUCUCUCUCCUGUAAAGUUGCUGUUUUGGAGAUAAAUGUUUUUCAUUGGACAGCGACGAUAUGGUAAAUAUUGUUGUCUUGUCUUGUCAUUCAAGUGAACAAUGCUUUUGGGAUGAUAAGCCAUGAUCUUAGCACAGAGCUAAUGUGCAACUGUUUGUAAAUUAUCAAAAUGAACAACUUUUAAUAAAUGCUUGUUAUUUUUAAACUGCAUUUGCCGAAUGGGGACUAAGAACCCACAACCCGUUACAUUAUGUUAUGUUACCAUUGUACUGUGAUCUUUGUAUUAGCACAGUGCUAAAAUACAAGUUUUGCAACCUGAA
This is a messenger RNA of Astyanax mexicanus (Mexican tetra), 2268 nucleotides long. RefSeq lists its product as uncharacterized. The record is from RefSeq and is a predicted model, not a curated record. Bases 111 to 1637 code for a protein of 508 amino acids. Lineage: Eukaryota; Metazoa; Chordata; Actinopteri; Characiformes; Acestrorhamphidae. The transcript has 2 exons.